Molecule: messenger RNA, 3087 nt
Organism: Entamoeba histolytica HM-1:IMSS
Lineage: Eukaryota; Evosea; Mastigamoebida; Endamoebidae
Exons: 1
Coding region: 1-3087 (1028 amino acids)
Source: RefSeq, a predicted model, not a curated record
AUGUCAUCAACUACCUUCCCAAAUAAUUAUAAUAAUUUACUAACUCAAAUUAGUAACUUACCACAAAAGAGUAUUGAUGAAAUUAGUUCUGCCUUUCUUGGUUUGGUUAAUUGUAUUAGUCAAAACAACCAAAACAGCACUAUUCCAUUAAAGAAACUAUACAAUAUUUUUUUAGACAAUAACCAGUCUGAAGCUGAAAAGCAACAAAACAUCUCUAAACUGUUAAAGGACGUUUCAUUCACUCAACCAGACACAAACUACCAAAAAAAGAUAGGAAAAGAAAUAGGUAAAGCUACUAAUAUAAAAAGUUUUAAACAGGGUGUAGGAAAUACACAAAAAGGAUGUGUAUUAACAAAAACAGCUCAAAUAAAUAAAAGUUAUACGUUGUCAGAUUUUUUUAGAGCUAUAAAUAUCCUUUAUUCAUCUGAAACCAAUAAAGAAUUGAUCUUUAAUAUUUGUCAAAAGCUCUUAAGUGAAGUCCUUAUACAACUUCUUUUACCUGAUACACAUGAUGAAAUGAAAUCAAAAUUUAUUAACUUCAUUAAUGAAAUAAACAAAAUUCAAUCAGGACAUUUAAGUCCAGACUUUGUAUUUACAAAUAAAUUUAGAAGUAAUGAAACAAUAGAAUUAAUUCAAGAAGAAACAAAUUGGAUAUACUACUUUUUUAUAAAAGAAUUUAAAAAAAUACUUGUUGAAAUGAAUAACCCAUGCAAUGAUUUCAUGAAGAACGUUAAAAAAUUUUGUACUGACAUAUUACAUUUGUUACAAGAAGAAAGUCCCCGAUCACAACUAUAUUAUCUUGAUGACUAUGUGAAAAAAUUUAAAGAAAUAAUGCACCAAGUAUUAAAUAAGGUAAUUAAUAAAGAUAAUGAAUUAAAAGUCAAACAAAAUUUGUUGAAAUUAAUUACUCCUGAUAAUUGUCAUUUACUUUUGAAAACCAAUGACUUACAGAAAUUUGUUGAUGAUAUUCUCAAUGCUCCUGACCUCACUAAAACCACUGAAUUAAGUUCAAAAAUACAUGACCUAAAAGGAGAAAAAGAUGAUGCUGAACGUAAUAAGAAAAAAUUAAUGGAAGAAAUAAACAAAACAAAGUUUGAACUAAAUACGGCUACUACAAAUAUUAAACGUUGUUCAAAAGAACUUAUAGAAGUUAAAAAUGAAAAAGAAGAAUUUAUUAACAAAUUAAUCGAAGAAGACUCUGUUAAAGCUCAGAGCAUUGCUAUUCCAUUUGAAUUAUGGUAUAUUGAAGCUACUUAUACUUGUAUUAUUUUUAUAAAAGAAAAAAUGAAACGAAUUAAAUUUGUUCUUCAACUUAGGCAUAGUAAUAAAAAUGGAGAACUAAUUCAUAUCAGAGACAAUAUUUAUAUUCGAAUUUAUUUCACUCAUAAACACUUUAGAAGAGAAGGUGAUGAUAUUGUCUAUUACAUUAAUGACAAUGAAAUUCCUAAAGACCACAGAGCAAGUGUUAUUCAUCCAGGUGGGUCUACAUACACAUAUUCAUAUGGCAAUUUUAAAGACAAUCAAAUUAUUGUUGAACAGUGUGGAUUUACUAAUAACUCACAUUCUUCUAAAGGAAGAUUUAUUAUACGAAAAGUGGAUAAUAUCAAUUUAUUACCUCCUAGUGAAAAUGAAUUAAUUAAGAAAAGACAAGACGACGCUUUAAAGAUGCGUAAGUUUGUUGAGAGAGAAAAUGGUACUAAGCUUGAGGAAGAAACAAACAAACAAAAAUUAGAAAGCUGUAGUCGUAAGGUUGAUGAUUUACAAAAAAAAGAAAAAGAUUGUGACAAUAAAUUAAAAACAAUUCCUGAUCAAAUCGAAAGCCUAGAGCUUGAAUUGUCCGAAGAACAGAAAAGAAUCAAUGAAAGUAGUUCUAAAAGUUUUGAUUUAAGUCAAAAGAAAAUUACAGCUAAAGCAAUAGAAGAGAAUAGAAUUAUUAUAUAUUCUUGUAGUCAUCACAGUGAAAUUGAAAUUGAUGAAAAAACAAGUAAUGGUUUUUGUAUUAAACCUGCAGCUAAUGGUUUGCCUAUAUGCUUUUCAGAUUCAACACAAAUUCCUUUAAGAAAAAGGGGUGAGAAGGGAUGGUUGUUUGGUUCUAAACAAACAAUUUUCUAUUAUCAUUUUCUAGGAGAACUAAUAUUUACUAAUAAAGAUGAAGUAGUGCCUAAUAAUGAUAUUAUUUUUGACACCCUUUUGAAAGGUCAACAAGUUAUCAUUUUUAAUGUGAAUAUUCCUAAUUCGUAUAAAGAAAAGUAUCUCCCUAUUGUUACUUGCAAAAGAAAGGCUUUUAGUAUGGAUAAUCCAGAAGAUUUUAUGAUAUUUCCAGUUAAAACACCUAAAUGUCCCACUAGAUUUGUCUUUAAGAAUGGUUAUUAUGCUAAUACAGAAGAUGGAGGUAUUAUUAUUAUUAAUGUUUCAUUCAAAGAAAAUGAAACAGUCUUAAGCCAUUAUAAUUAUAUUUCACCACAAAUCUCUCCUCGUAAAUGUAAUCAAGGAAUAGACAAAAAGAAACCCGAAUCACUCCCAAAUGAAGACACUCAAAAACCACAACAAUCUAUCAGUUUGGUUGAAGAUAUUCAAAAACCACAACAAUCUAUCAGUUUUGUUGCAGACACUAAAAUAUAUUUAACUUCUUCAAAUGUGUGGGUCCAAAAGGAAUAUGACAUCUUCGAUGACAUACGUAUAUUUGAAAAAGACUAUAAGAUAUAUGGAAUAAAAUUUAUUGAGACUUCCUCUAAGCAAGGUGAUGUUUUUGACAAUCACAAACCAGGUGAUGUUUUUGAAUAUAAUACCUCCAGUUAUAAUUUGGAUGUGUAUUGUCUCAAAUGUAUAGAGAGUAAAAAUGAAAAGAAAAGUAUAAAAUCAAAAACUUGUUAUAAAGAACUGGAGUGUUAUAUCCCUAAAAAUCUCAAAAGUACUUUCAAGGAAUAUGUUGGAAUAAUGGUUAGUCUAGGAAGUUACAACUCAACAAACACGAGUAAUACUUCAAUACUUCUACCAAUAAAUGCUUAUAAGUUAGAAGAUCAAUAUCUUGCAGUCUUCGAAUAUAAACCAGAUAAAUAUAUUGGUGUUAGAUUUCAUUUGAAGUAA